Diversispora eburnea is the source of this 294-nucleotide messenger RNA. NCBI's taxonomy places the organism in Eukaryota, Fungi, Glomeromycota, Glomeromycetes, Diversisporales, Diversisporaceae. The record is from the annotation of a GenBank genome assembly.
AACUUUGGAUUAAUUGUGGAAAAGCCGAAAAAAAAAUGGAAGGUACAAGAAUAAAAAAACCAUAUUAUUAUUUUCCACCACUUUCUAAAAGAUUUUCUUUUGGAGCAAUACCAUUAGCAUCUAUUGAUGAAUUAACUCAUUCAUUCAAUGAGCGGUUAAAAAUGAAUAUUGAUAUUGAAAAUGAAUUUGAUCAAAUACAUGUUUUAUCUUCUGAAGAUGAUAAUUCACUUGAUCAAGCAGAAAUUAUUAAAGAAAAUAAUGACAUUGAUAGAGAAUUGGCAGAUAAAAUUACAG